AUGACUUACCGAAUCGCAGCACUUCGCAAUAGUUCGCGGAUGUGGAAAACACACGAACACACAGUGAUUUCGAACAAAUGUACCGGGAAAUCUGCCGCCGCGAAAGCGCCGUAUCGCCAAAUAUUGCCACUGCAUACUUUAUUUUGCCGACCAAUGCCAAAUAAUACCGCGCUGCGUUUCAUCGAGCAUCGACUGUCAGGCCAAAUAAUGCCGCGUUUCACCAAUACGCCGACUGAUCGCACUACGUUCCAUCGAGCAUCGAUCGUCGAACCACAUCAGUACUAA
Gongylonema pulchrum is the source of this 285-nucleotide messenger RNA. NCBI's taxonomy places the organism in Eukaryota, Metazoa, Nematoda, Chromadorea, Rhabditida, Gongylonematidae. The record is from the annotation of a GenBank genome assembly.